AUGGAGGCAGAGGUGAUGGAGGUGGCGGUGGUCGACGGCCGUAGCGCAGGAGGAUUCGGAGUAACGGUGGUAGCACGGGAGUGGCGCCGUCGUGUUCGGCGUAGGGACUGGAGCAGGACGUUUGUGGAAGUUGGAGCGGGCGCAGUCGUGGAGGCAGAAGUUGCGACUGUCAGGCGGUUGGUGCAUUGGAUCCGAUGAUCUCCAAUAAGGCCGAUCCGCACGCGGAAUGUUUGUUUAUACCUGGGCCAUGUUUGGUUAAGUUGAGUGACAACGUUGUGUGUGGGUGGCGCCUGAGACUUGCAAGCAGCCCCCUCGGCUUUGGUGACAGCGAUCUGCUUUGCUUCGCAGAUUGGUUGCGCCAGUCUUCACAUAUUUCCUCCAGGCAGUGGUCCUCACAGGUCUCUGGGUUGAUAUGUAAACGCUUGAGAGGAUUAUUUGAAGUAUCCUUAGAGCGUUGUUUUGGCCCUAACGGUCGACGAGCACCCGUGCCAAUAUCUACGUAGAAGAAUUGUUUAAGUAAACUCGCGUCGUCCAUCCCCACAAAGCAGCCUCUCUGUUGCAGCUAGAGUUAUCUCAGCAUGGCCUAGAUGCUGGGGAUUCCGGUCCUUCCGGAACUUCCGUGUCCGGGAUUCUGUCCUGCCAUCACAGCCUCGGUAUUCUGCCAAAGCAGGUGAAAUGCGAGUGGUUGAACUUCCGGGCAUGGCUUACCUAGACGUUUAGAAAAAACUCAAUUCUGUAUGAUUUUCCAUAGUCCCUCGCGAUCCGUCGUAUCGAGGGCUUUUGUCAAGUCCACCAGGGUAGUGUAUAGGUGCGUCCGAAUUUCCUGAAACUUCUCCUGUAGCUGGCCAGCGACGAAGGCCAUGUCGGUGGCCCCGCAGCGUUGUCAAAAGCUACAUUGAGUUAUCCGCAGUUGUCGUUGGUCGAGGUGACCGUUGAGACGAUUGGGGAGAAGGCGAGCGAAGAUCUUGUCAGCGAUAUUGAGUAACGGGGUGUCUCUGUGGUUAUCACAGAGUUGCCGGUUCUUUUGCGCUCCUCGAAGUCCUGAGGAAUCUGUCCUUGUCACCACAUCUUCUGGAAAAGCGUUGUAAAAUUGUUCAUUUGUCGGUGGCCGUCGUGCAUACUGAUUUUAACUGAGAUCGCAUAGGAGCCUGGUGCUUUCCUUCCGAAGUGUUUUUGCACGGCAAGAAUGGUUUCUGGGAGGGAGGGGGGGAGAUCCAGGCGGAUUUUGAUUUCCACUUAAGGGAGCCACUCAACGGCAGCGUCAGACACUGUGGAAGGGCGGUUGAGGACGCUCCUGAUGUGCUCGACCCAGCGUUUCAAACUCUGCCACUUCUUCGUCAGAGGUGUCGAUCUUUCGGAGCUGAGAAGCGGCGCGGUUCCUUUCGUUCGGGGACUGUAGAUCGCCUUGGUCGCAGCGAGGACGUUUUUCGUUUCAUUGCUGUCUGCACACCUCUGGAUUUUCUCGUUCUUACGAGCCAUCCAGGCGUCCUGCAUUUCUCGACAUCGUUGCUGAGCAAGGCGGCCUCAUUGCUAGAAGACCGCCUUGUUUGCAUCAGAUGGGUGGCCAAUGUAGGCUGUAUAUGGGUUGUUUUCUCCGGCGAGCAGGUUGUUGAUGACUGCGUCGUUUUCGUCGAAACAUUUCCUGAUGUUGAUAGCGUAAGCGACCGUGGACACCAAAGACGGUCGAAUAAACGGCGUCCCGCAGUUAGCACCAUCGGGACUCACGGUGACUUUGACGUCGGGGGCUGACCCGUCUCCCAUGUGUUGAGCCAACCGAUUGCUGAAAUGUAAACGGCGAGCAGGCAAAUUCAAAAUGACGGUAUUCCGCUAGCCUGUUGGUCGCCUAACUUGUGGCCUCCUGUGGGGUUACAGUCGGAGCCCCACCUUGGAGACGAUGAGGCAGUGGUCCGUGCAGCCAUCAGUGUCGCAGAUCGCCUUGGACACCAGCACUUCCCGUCGGUCAUGUCACCGCACGAGAACAUAGUCCAGCAGUUGCCGGCGCCGCGAUCGUGGAGGUAUCUAGGCGAUGUUCUGCGCAGGUUCGCAGGAGAAGGAGACCGUUGUCGUUGCAGCCGUCGUGGGGACCAAGCAGCGUGGUCUGUCUCGACGCGGGCGUUAAAGUCACCAAGAGCAACUAGCUUGUACGCCGUCGACACAGACGCCAGGAGCGCAUGCAGGUCCUCGUAGAACUCGGUCUUCGCCCCGUCAGAGCCGGUUACUGGUGGGACGUAGGCCCUGAUGUUGAUGAUGAUGAUGAUGAUGAUGAUGAUGAUGAUGAUGAUGAUGAUGAUGAUGAUGAUGAUGAUGAUGAUGAUGAUGAUGAUGAUGAUGAUGAUGAUGAUGAUGAUGAUGAUGAUGAUGAUGAUGAUGAUGAUGAUGAUGAUGGGUUGAGAUUACCGAAGAGGCAGGUGCAGGUUCAUCAGUCAGUUGUCGAUACCCUUCGGCAGACAGGGCAGUGA
Molecule: messenger RNA, 2459 nt
Organism: Spirometra erinaceieuropaei
Lineage: Eukaryota; Metazoa; Platyhelminthes; Cestoda; Diphyllobothriidea; Diphyllobothriidae
Source: the annotation of a GenBank genome assembly